UCUUUGUCAUAGCAGGAUACCGGCGUUUCUAUACACUUCUGUUCCACUUCUCUCCCACGAUUUGAGACGCUGUUGGAUUGUUAGUUAAUUUAUUUGCCAGCAAUAAGCAAGCAUUUGGAUGCAAGUAGAUUGAUCGAUAUCAAUUUCCAACCUCAAAAUUCCUAACGAAUGAUUGCAGAUAAUUAUGGUUUAUCAGUCGUUAACUCUUUUUGCAAGAUCCAGAGGGCCGGAUGAAUUCUGGCGGAAACGAAAGAUAUUCAAACUUUCUGCGCAUUAUAUAGGCCGUAGGAGGAAUUGCUACAGUAUCGCUAUUCGGAAUGUUCACAGAGCUCUUUUAUAUGUUACCCGAGGACGAAAAUUAUUGAAGGAGGAUAUGCGUAAUCUUUGGGAGACCAGAAUAGCAGCAGGCACCGAAGAGCACGGAUUAGGGUCUAGGACCUUACUUGAAGGACUGUAUAGACUGAAUAUUUUUUUAAAUCGAAAGGUCUUAGCCGACUUGGCGAUUUGGGAACCACGCACAUUUAGGGCAUUAACGAAACUUGCAUGGUUCAAAGCAAAAAGCGAUGGACUGAAUUCCAUAAAAGAUUUAGACACACCAACUGGAGUUGUAACAAGAGGGAUGCUUAAGUGAAUUCUGGUAUAUGUUAGGAUGUAUUAGACCUAAUAGCUUUAAAGCAGCUUAAUUUUCUAAGUCAAUAAAUGAAUAUCGAAUUUUA
Messenger RNA from Orussus abietinus, 716 nucleotides. RefSeq names its product 39S ribosomal protein L20, mitochondrial (gene mRpL20). Gene Ontology annotation, cellular component: ribosome. Gene Ontology annotation, biological process: ribosomal large subunit assembly; translation. NCBI's taxonomy places the organism in Eukaryota, Metazoa, Arthropoda, Insecta, Hymenoptera, Orussidae. The record is from RefSeq and is a predicted model, not a curated record. Gene Ontology annotation, molecular function: rRNA binding; structural constituent of ribosome. The coding region runs from base 185 to 631 and encodes 148 amino acids. The transcript is spliced from 4 exons.